GUGAAAUGCACGCACACAAUGCAUGGAUGGUCUGUGAUUAAUGCACGGAUGAUGGUUAGAGCGGAGAAUUUUUCGUCGUGAAUCACGCUGAGAUUCGAUCGGAAUUCCUAAGCGGAAGUGGGUGGUUAGUCACCCCCAAAUCUGGCCCACUUUCAAACUCCAAUCACACAUUUGCUUGUUGUGUGCAUUCCCGCGUUGAUGGAUUUGUAACCAGGCUGCGACAGAUCGGAGAAAAAAAUCGGGAAAGAGAUAGCCUUAAUUUGUGUUUAUGAUCUUCGAAGGCCCUUCACUGAUUUGUACACUCAAGGCAAUGUUCAGGACUUGACGAACUCGCAAUUGUCGUAUCGACCGUCAGAAAUUUGCCUUUUUUCAGCAUCAACAUGGCAGCAAUGCGGAGUUUGGACGACAUUGAUCUGUCAAGUUUAAGGGAUCCGGCCGGAAUCUUUGACCUGAUGGAAGUGGUCGGCAAUGGAACCUACGGUCAGGUGUAUAAGGGUCGCCAUGUCAAGACGGGUCAGCUGGCAGCCAUCAAGGUCAUGGACGUCACAGAGGAAGAGGAAGAGGAAAUCAAACUGGAGAUAAACGUUUUGAAAAAGUAUUCACAUCACAGAAACAUAGCCACGUACUACGGGGCGUUCAUCAAGAAGGGCAUACGAGGCACAGAUGACCAAUUAUGGUUGGUGAUGGAGUUUUGUGGGGCGGGAUCUGUGACGGAUCUGGUCAAGGCGACCAAGGGCAAUGCCUUGAAGGAGGAGUGGAUCGCCUACAUCUGCCGUGAAAUUCUGAGGGGUCUAAGUCAUCUCCAUGCCAACCAUGUCAUCCACAGAGAUAUCAAGGGGCAGAACGUACUCCUGACAGAGGAUGCGGAGGUCAAACUAGUUGACUUUGGGGUGAGCGCCCAACUGGACAAGACCAUCGGUCGCCGCAACACCUUCAUCGGUACCCCGUAUUGGAUGGCGCCCGAGGUCAUUGCCUGCGAUGAAAACCCUGACGCGACCUACGACAACCGCAGUGACCUGUGGUCCCUGGGGAUCACCGCACUGGAGAUGGCCGAGGGACAGCCCCCCCUUUGCGACAUGCACCCCAUGAGGGCACUUUUCCUCAUCCCAAGGAACGUGCCGCCCAAGUUGAAGAGCAAAAAAUGGAGUAAGAAGUUCAUCAACUUUGUGGAGAAGUGCCUGGUGAAGAACUACCACGAUCGCCCCAACACCACACUGCUCCUGAAGCACCCGUACAUCAAGGACCUGCCCAACGAGAGGCAGGUUCGAAUCCAGCUGAAGGACCACAUUGACCGCACCAAGAAAAAGAGAGGACAGGGAAUCACUGUGCCGAUACACGUGGAGGAUUCAGCGACUGACUAUGACUACAACAGUAAUGAGAGUGAAGAGGACGGAGAAAUUGAAGACGAAGGAGAACCCAGCUCCAUGCUGCCUGGCCCCAGCGAGGCCACCCUGCGUAAGAACUUCCAGCGGCUGCAGGCGGAAGAGGGUCGUCGCCGGGAGUCGCCCGCCCCCCGCUACCGGCCCCCAGACAACCUGCGGCCCAUCCCCAGCCAGGCGCCCCAGCAGAGCCGGGCCCCCCACCAGCAGCAGCCGGUGCUACCCCAGCAGCAGCAGUACCCGCCCCCAGCCAGACAGCAGCAGCAGGCCCAGCAGCAACAACCCCAGGGCCGUCAGCCGGGCAGACCGCUCAGCGCCCAGCUGCCCCAAGCCCCGCCGCAGAACCGGCAGCAAGCGAGGCUGAGCCAGGCCGUGGAGGAGCACACCCCGCCCCCAACACCAAAAACUCCAAUCCGGGUCGAGGCCCCCAGGGCACAGCCGGUAAUAACGCAGCACAUGGCCCACAGACCACAAGUUGCUCAGGUCAGUGAAGUGAGGGCGGACCAAGUCAGGAAGGAACAGCCCAAACAGGCAAUCAACCAAGGCAGACCCAAGAACCCAGCUGACUUGGAUGCCCUGGCAGCCCAGCUGAGUGCAAUGGGUGGGCAAGGCGAGGGGGGAAGCGAGGGGGGCAGCGUGGACGACGAAGACGAAGAUGAGGAGGCGCCGGAGAGCGGUCCUGACGGCACCGUGCUGGCAUCUGAACCUCCCGUGCCGCUGCCUGAGCAAGGAGAAUAUGAUGCCGAUACCUUGGCAACAUUUGUAGUCCAUGAAGAUCCCAAUGAGAGUAACAUCAGCACCGAGAGUUCGUCAAGCUUUGUGCCCCAACCCUCAGGACCAGGGCGGACACAGGUCGACGUGGGUCCGACGAGACAAGGGGCUCCCCCUGGCAGCAGCCAGGCAGGGGGUAGCGGGCUAGGGAGACCCCACUCAGGCUCCCCAGCCAACCAGAGAAAAUCCUCCAAGACGGAGAGCCCUAACCAACCGAGAAGGAUUUCGGAUGGCCAGUCGCGGCCCAGCAACCUGGAGGUUGGCAGCGACGUCCUUCCGGAUCUCCUCAUGCAGCAGCAGAGCCCCAUCGGCGCGGGCAAGGCCCAGGCUCCACAGGACAAGGCGUCCUCGGACGAGGUUGAAGGGGGCGAUGACGACGUGUUCACUGAGCAUGCCCAGAUGGGCACCAGUGAUUCGUCAAAACAUCCUAGCUCAAUUCACGCCCAGUACCGUCUGGCAAUCAGCAAUAACCCCAAGGGGCCCAUGGCCAACGUCAAAUCGCCCAUGCGCAAGCAGACCUCCUUCUCGGCCUUCGGCUUCGGGGCCAGCCCGACCAACCCCAACCCGCCGGGCUUUGCGCCCAUGCGGCGGGGCUCCAACAUCUCGGUCAACGUCAAGCCCACCACGCCCGACAGCCUGAACGACAUGCCUGAGAUCCGCAAGUACCGCAAGAAGUUCAACUCGGAGAUCCUGUGCGCGUCGCUGUGGGGUGUGAAUCUGCUGAUAGGCACAGAUAGUGGCCUGACGUUACUGGACAGGUCUGGCGAAGGGAAGGUCUAUCCGCUGAUAUCGCGCAAGCGAUUUGAGCAGAUGGACGUCCUGGAGAGCCAAAACAUACUCGUCUGUAUAUCGGGGAAGAAAGCAAAGCUACGAACAUACUUCUUGUCGUGGCUGAAACAGAAGAUCGUGAAGAACGACGACAACAGCCACAUCCAGUCGCAAACCAUGGACAAGCGCAAGGUCGGGUUCGUCUCAGUCGGGGACCUGGAGGGCUGCAUUCACUACAAGGUGGUCAAGUAUGAGAAGAUAAAGUUCCUGGUCAUCGCUUUGAAGGACAGUAUCGAGAUCUACGCCUGGGCACCCAAGCCCUAUCACAAAUUCAUGGCAUUCAAGACAUUUUCCAGCCUGACCCACCGGCCUCAGAUUGUUGACCUGACUGUGGAGGACAACCAGAGGUUAAAGGUCAUCUAUGGGUCAUCUGCUGGUUUCCACGCCAUCGACCUGGACUCAGGUUCAGUGCAGGACAUCCACAUCCCGUCGUUAGAUAUGGGAAGCAUCGUCCCCCACUGUAUAGUCAUCUUGCCCAACAGUCAAGGAAAGAACUUGUUGCUGUGUUACAACAACGAAGGGGUAUUCGUAGAUACCAACGGGGCUCCGUUCAAAGACGUCACUCUACAGUGGGGAGAGCUGCCUACGUCCGUGGCUUACAUCAGUACGGGCCAGAUUAUGGGCUGGGGCAACAAGGCCAUCGAGAUCCGCUCGGCCGAGACCGGCCACUUGGACGGGGUUUUCAUGCACAAGCGCAGCCAACAGCUGCGGUUCCUGUGCGAACGCAACGACAAGGUGUUCUUUGCCUCAAUUCGGCCCUCCAAUUCUCAAGUGUACUUUCUGACACUGCGAGCUGGUCUCGGCAACUGGUAGUAGUAGCCACCCCCCCUUCUCUGUAAACAAGCCCCACCCACUCACUUCCUCUGGUCGUAUUAUAGAGAACGUACAUGUACAUGUAGUUGUGUUUGCACAGGUGUGGGUGUGUGUGAGUAUGCUAACCUUUACAUGCCCAGUGUAGACUGGUGAACAAUAUGUGUCCACACAAUGCAGGAAGGGAAGACGUUCUGUGGACUGAGCCACGUCCGCAGGACGUUUUUCCUUCUCUGGAAAAGAAGCUUAGAGGCAUUUGGGGGUUAGGGUUAUCUGUCGUAAAAGGAAGAGCAACAGUCAGGGAAACAUUUCUUAAAAAUCCAGCUGCAAAUCGUGUUCACAGUUCAAGAAAACUUAGUAUUUUCCACGAGUUUUCUGAGCUGCACGAAAGCAAAGGACUGUCCACACUAGGUAUGGAAGGUAAAAAUGUGUUGGUGCGUGUGUGUGUUGUAUGCUGGAGCUGAGGUUGG
Messenger RNA from Acanthaster planci (crown-of-thorns starfish), 4258 nucleotides. Its product is annotated as mitogen-activated protein kinase kinase kinase kinase 4-like. The record is from RefSeq and is a predicted model, not a curated record. Gene Ontology annotation, biological process: protein phosphorylation. Gene Ontology annotation, cellular component: cytosol. Gene Ontology annotation, molecular function: MAP kinase kinase kinase kinase activity; ATP binding. Lineage: Eukaryota; Metazoa; Echinodermata; Asteroidea; Valvatida; Acanthasteridae.